Messenger RNA from Astyanax mexicanus (Mexican tetra), 3125 nucleotides. It is a transcript of the gene usp14, whose product is annotated as ubiquitin specific peptidase 14 (tRNA-guanine transglycosylase). Gene Ontology annotation, biological process: proteasome-mediated ubiquitin-dependent protein catabolic process; regulation of proteasomal protein catabolic process; protein deubiquitination. NCBI's taxonomy places the organism in Eukaryota, Metazoa, Chordata, Actinopteri, Characiformes, Acestrorhamphidae. The transcript has 16 exons. Bases 162 to 1649 code for a protein of 495 amino acids. The record is from RefSeq and is a predicted model, not a curated record. Gene Ontology annotation, molecular function: protein binding; proteasome binding; cysteine-type deubiquitinase activity.
CCGCAGCCCGAGCGCAUCGCUGUGCUCCAGCAUGCAGUUCAUGCAGCGUCAUUGUGAGAGUGAGUGAAGUUCUGGAUUCUGCUUGAAAUCAGAGGAGAUACGAGGAAAUCCCAGCGCAGACCGACCUGCUCCGCUUCAGCCCGGCCCAGAGACACGGAGCCAUGCCAGUGUUCACAGUGAAUGUGAAAUGGGGGAAGGAGAAGUUUGACGCGGUGGAGCUGAACACAGAGGAACCGCCCAUGGUGUUUAAAGCCCAGCUCUUCGCUCUGACAGGCGUCCAGCCCGAGAGACAGAAAGUGAUGAUUAAAGGAGGAACGCUGAAGGAUGAUGAGUGGGGAAAUAUCAAAUUAAAAAAUGGGAUGACGCUGCUGAUGAUGGGUUCUGCGGAGGCUCUGCCGGAGGAGCCGGCGGUGAGGCCGAUGUUUGUAGAGGACAUGACUGAGGAGCAGCUCGCCUCAGCCAUGGAGCUGCCGUGUGGACUGACGAACCUGGGGAAUACCUGCUAUAUGAACGCCACAGUGCAGUGCCUCCGCUCUGUGCCUGAGCUUAAAGAUGCUCUGAGGAGGUAUUCAGGUGCGUUGCGAUCCUCAGGGGCGAGCGCUCCAUCCCAGUACAUCACAGCAGCUCUACGAGAUCUGUACGAGUCUAUGGAUAAAACCUCCGCCAGCAUCCCUCCAAUCAUCCUGCUGCAGUUCCUGCACAUGGCCUUCCCACAGUUCGCUGAGAAAGGAGAGCAGGGCCAGUACCUCCAACAGGAUGCUAACGAGUGCUGGGUCCAGGUAAUGCGGGUUCUCCAGCAGAAAUUAGAACCUGUAGAACCUGAAGCCCCAAUGGAGACAGGUGAUGGUGAGGGUGGAGCUGCAGCUUCAACCACAAAGAAGAACUUCAUCGAUCAGUUUUUUGGGCUGGAGUUUGAUACUACUAUGAAGUGUACAGAGUCGGAGGAGGAAGAGCCCACUAAAGGCUCGGAGAGUCAGCUCCAGCUCAGCUGCUUCAUCAACCAGGAGGUCAAAUACCUGGCAACCGGCCUUAGAUUGCGACUGCAGGAGGAGAUUACGAAGUUCUCGCCGUCUCUACAGAGAAACGCUCUGUACAUGAAAUCGUCUAAAAUCAGUCGUCUGCCUGCGUACCUCACGGUUCAGAUGGUUCGAUUCUUCUACAAGGAGAAGGAGUCUGUUAAUGCCAAAGUCUUAAAGGAUGUGAAGUUCCCGCUGAUGCUGGACGUGUACGAGCUGUGCUCCUCUGAGCUGCAGGAGAAGAUGGUUUCAGUCCGAUCAAAGUUUAAGGAGAUGGAGGACAGAAAUCUGGAGAAGCAGCAGCAGCAGAAGAAUGUGAAAAAGAUUGAGGCGCCAAAAGAGGUGAAAUAUGAACCCUUCUCGUUUUCUAAUGAUCUGGGCUCCAAUAACAGCGGUUACUACGACCUGCAGGCGGUUCUGACGCACCAGGGCCGCUCCAGCUCCUCCGGUCACUACGUGGGCUGGGUGAAGAGGAAAGAAGACGAGUGGGUGAAGUUUGAUGAUGAUAAGGUCAGCGUGGUGACCCCCGAGGACAUCCUGAAGCUGUCAGGAGGCGGAGACUGGCACAUAGCGUACGUGCUGGUGUACGGGCCGCGGCGUCUGGAGGUUCUGGAGGAGAAACCGCAGCAGUAGCAGCCAAAACGAGCGAGCGACCACCUGACCACACGUACAUAAUGCCAUUUCAAAGCACUGUCUGCAUAGAUGUGCAAUAAAACCCUGGUGUCUUUUUCAAAUCUGACCUUAAUUAUCUGCAGUCAUCUUCAUACAGCUGCUCAGACGCCGCCUGGCCUGCGGGGGGCGCUGCGCUGUGGUUGCUUUAAUUUUUUUAUUUGAUGAAUAAAUUCUCUGGUUUUUGGUUCUCCCCACCCCCACGGAUUUGAGGCAAUCGAAGAACUUGAUCUUGGGCUGGAGGGAGGAGUGAGGAAAGGGUUAUUUCCUAAACUGUUUUAUAUAUAUUACACAUUGUAUAUUUUUUUAAGCGCAAGACCAGGCGUUCAUGCUUCUGUGCUCUCAGCAGUCGGUAGGAGUGUGUGGGUUCUGUAUCUGAGCUGGUGGCGGAAGGGUUUAUACCUGGUUUUAAAAUUGGUUCUGAGUGAUCUGAUCAAAAAUUAUCACUAAAACUUAAAAUCGUUCACGUUCUUUGAGUUGGGUUCUUUAGACUUGAGUCCUCGGUUCAAUUCCUGAUGAGGAACUUGGUUUAGUUUGUGCUCCAGACAAGAGUUCCACCAAGAGUUUAUCUAUUAGCUGGUUGUUGUUGUAGCUUUUAGCUCAGCUAACCAGCUUGGACGGUGGAUGGUGUGGUAUUAGUUAUUACAUAUAGCAUGGGUUUGACUCUGUGGUUGCUGUGGUGUUCAAACUACAAUAACGAUUGGAUUGAGGGAUUAAAAUAUGGUGUUACAUUAAAACUCACCUGUACUUUUUAUUUUACACUUACGACUAAGAUCAGAGGUGCAUGUGACCAUGUUAUUAUUACUGUAGUGUGAACAUCAAAGCACCUCAAUCCAUUUCCAACAGAAAAACCCCGCCCACAUUGAUAAAACAUGUGUAAUACCCGCAAUACCACUCCAUCCACCGCCCAAGCGGGUUAGCUGGGCUAAACUGUACACUAACAGUCUUAAGGAUAAACUUAGCUUGUGUCUUGUAUGAAAUCUGGAAUUGGUGUGAACAGCUGUUUAUUGAUAAUCAUUUGUGAUUGGAUCACCCAGAACGCAGGGGUUUCUGCAGGUUUGCAGGCGAUUUUAAUGGAAAAUAAAAUCCAGCGCAUCCAACAAGAGGGAGGAAACUGAGCGGUCACGAUUUUUCUGGGUCCCAAAAGUGACUAAGGUGUAAUUUUGUGUGCUUGAUGUAACAACAUAUAAUUACGAGACAAAAAAACAACAAAAAAACUGAACCACCUCACCUUCCACCUGUUCACUGAGCUCCGCCCACCAUUCAUCUGCUCCUGACCACCCCGCCACCACCACCACGGCAAAGAACGACAAACUACUAAAGCUCUCUAACACUUCUUUGUUAAGUUAUUGACUGCUGGCUUUUCAUAAUUUGUGAUUUGAACAAACAGCAAAAAACAAAACAAAACAAAAACAGGAAUAAAAUGCCACUUGUGUUUAA